Solanum stenotomum is the source of this 720-nucleotide messenger RNA. RefSeq names its product probable protein phosphatase 2C 55. The coding region runs from base 1 to 720 and encodes 239 amino acids. NCBI's taxonomy places the organism in Eukaryota, Viridiplantae, Streptophyta, Magnoliopsida, Solanales, Solanaceae. The record is from RefSeq and is a predicted model, not a curated record. The transcript has 2 exons.
AUGGGAGACUAUGAAUUGCGGAGACGCCGACUCACGGAAUUUGACUUCAUCACCGGCGAUGAUGACGAACAACUCCAAUUCUUGCUACGCCCGGAGGAAUUGACACCGGCAUACGACUUUAUGGAUGAAGAUAUUAAGCUGAUUCAGACAUUCACUCCUGAAGAGGUUGAUAAUAAAGACAAAUCCGACGUUGGAGUCACCGUAAGGACGAUUAUGGUUAUUGGGUCUUCUUACAUUCCGAAAUUGAACGUAGAGAAGCCAUUAGGUGAAGACGCAAGCUUUACUUGUGCAAACAAACAGGCGAUCGGUGUUGCUGAUGGUGUUGGUGGGUGGGCGAAGAAGGGUAUCGAUUCAGGUGUGUAUUCAAGGGAAUUGAUGAAAAACGCUGAAUUGGCAAUUCAAAAGCAGAGUAGUAGUAGUAGUAUUACUACUAUUGAUUUGAUGAAAGUUCUUAAUGAAGCUUUUUGGAAUACAAAGGCGAAGGGUUCUUCUACUGCUUGUAUUCUGUCUCUUUUCGAUGACACAUUGCACGCGAUUAACAUCGGAGAUAGUGGGUUUAUAGUGAUCAGAAAGGGAAUAAUUGUGUAUAAAUCAAAAGUUCAGCAAUCAAGGUUCAAUUGUCCUUUUCAAACAGAUGGAUUGUUUGAUAAUGUUCAUAAUUUCGAGUUAGAAGCAAUUGUGAAUUCGGGGGUGGAUUCAUGGGAAUCAGAUGUAGCAUAA